UUCCGGCCGCAUCUUUUACGUCAGUUCGAUUCCGAAGACUCCUACAACUGUGGCGGAGUUCCCGAACAUGGGUUCUUCCCUGACCCAGCCUCUUGAGCCCGCUCCUUCCGCCAGCCCCGCGCCCCUCGCUGAACCCGAAGCACCGACCUCUCCAGAACAAACCCCUGUAGUUAAUAACUGCUGGAGCUGUCGCGUGCUCUCCGGGUCGGGGCUGAUAGGGGCGGGCGGGUACGUGUACUGGGUGGCGCGGAAGCCCUUGAAGCUGGGGUACCCCCCGAAUCCAGGGACUGUUAUGCAGAUGGUCAUCGGCAUCAGCAUUGCUUGUUGGGGUAUAGUCAUCCUGUCAGACCCCAGAGGGAAGGCCUUCCGCGCAGGGUGAAAGUACCACCAGUGAAUUUAUCAUCAUCUGUUCCUGUCCCCGUGACACAGAGCAAACAUGGGGGUUAUGGAUGUUCUGGACAGACAUACGGACACUGACAUACUUCGGUUCUGCGGAUACCACAAGACUGAAAAGACAAAACACUGGUUGUCAUUUUUUGACCAUGAGAGCUUGUGGCCACCUUUUUGGGCUCCACAAGAAUCAAUAAAUUCCUCAGAAGAAAACA
Messenger RNA from Pteropus alecto (black flying fox), 605 nucleotides. It is a transcript of the gene DMAC1, whose product is annotated as distal membrane arm assembly complex 1. Lineage: Eukaryota; Metazoa; Chordata; Mammalia; Chiroptera; Pteropodidae. The coding region runs from base 68 to 379 and encodes 103 amino acids. The transcript has 2 exons. The record is from RefSeq and is a predicted model, not a curated record.